UCCCGGGCCUUCCUCGCGCCCAGGCGGCGGCCCAGCGCCGGGGAGCAGGGGGGCCCGCCUACUUCCUAAGGCGCCCCGGGUCCACCCCUAUACAGAGCUCUCAGACUGCCGCAGGGAGACACGCUACACCCGGGUUUAGUCCUGGACACGCCCUCUUCCAUGCCUUUUGCUGAUUGGUUGGCUAGGCGCAUGGCCCGCCUCUGGGGAUAAAGCAGCCAAUCAGGGCAUGGCUCUCCCUGGCACCUUUCUAUCAGGAGGGAGCGCUUUGGAUUAUGUGUGCAUGCGCCCUGUGCCUUUUCUGGUUGGUUGUUCUAUUUCUGGAAGCGGCAGCCAAUUAGGGCAGGGUUCUACCUGGGCACCAUCCGGGACCUGGAUUCGGUGGGCAUCCCCCUGUGCCUUUUCUGAUUGGCUGUUUUGCCCGCCCCCAGGGAUAGAGCAGCUACUCAGGGUAGGGCUCUCCCUUGGCGGCAUUCCCUCAGGAGGGAGCAGCAGGAGCCUUCCAGGCAGAGCUUAUCCAUGGGGAGAGGCCCUCUACUGCUCCCCAGGGGCUGCCCACCACAGGGCCUGCGGAGGGCUUGGCACCAGCCACCCUGGAGGGACCGAAUUGGGGAGACAGACGCUAGUAAACCCUGUUGACAGGCUUCAGGCAGUUCAGCGUGAAGCGAUGAAAGUAAAACUACUGAGAGAGCUGACUAGAUCUCACUUUUUAACAAAAUUACACCUGUGCCAAGGUCUUUGUAAAUCUAGACUUCCAACACUAAAACUAAGCGGUGAUGCUGAAAAGAUACCAUGCUACACUCUAGCAACCAGCCGAGGCUUGGACUUGCAUGCUCCUGAAAUUCCUUCCCUCUGCUUGACAAAUAUAUGUACAGGAGUUAAGAACUGUCAGAUGUCAAGAGGAAAUGUAACUACCUCAGUAAAGACUCUGAAUCACCAGACUAGGGAGGUGUUGCCUCCAUUCGGGGAAUGUUUUGGUUCUGUUACACCUAUAAACGACAACCCCUUAGGCUGGAGUGCUAAAAAGCUGCUCAAAAUUCCAAAAAGAUGUUAUCCAGUUGUAUCAACUGGUCAGACAAUACCAAAACAAAAUAUUGUGCCCUCUAAGAGGCCACCAAAGGCACCUAGGACCAAACAGCCCUCCAGAUCUACCAAGCCACUGUUUUCUGAAACUGAGGAUCAGAUGCAGUGCAUAGCCUAUGCAACAGCCGAUGAGUAUCAUCUUGGUAAUCUGUCUGAGGACCUGUCUGCAGAGGGAUAUAUUGAAAUAAAUUUGCCUAAAGAUGCAGCAAACAUUUUGGUGAUUGGCACAGAAAACUCUGCAAAAGAAUACGAUUCUGGAAUGAUCUUUUUAUUCAGGGAAGGGUCUGUUGUGUUUUGGAACGUGGAAAAUAAAACUGUGAAAAACAUAAUGCGAGUGCUGGAGCGGCAUGAAAUUCAGCCUUAUGAGACUGCACUGGUCCACUGGGAGAAUGAAGAGCUUAACUACAGGAGAGGAGAAGGGCAGUCAAAGCUUCAUAAAGGAGAAAUCUUGUUAAAUUGUGACCUGAAUACUGAUGAAGGUAUUCUGGAGAAAUUUGCUUUUUCAAAUGCUCUUUGUCUGUCUGUAAAGCUGGCAAUAUGGGAGUCAUCUUUGGACAUGUUCGUGGAAUCUAUCCAGUCAAUUCCUGAGAUACUAAAGUCAAGAAAAAAGGUGAAACUUUCUCAUGCUGAUGUAAUGCAAAAAAUUGGGGAACUCUUUGCCUUAAGACAUCGUAUAAAUCUGAGUUCAGAUUUGCUGAUAACUCCUGACUUCUACUGGGACAGAGCACACCUGGAGCAGCUUUAUGACAAAACCUGUCAGUUCCUCAGUAUUGCUCGCAGAGUGAAGGUAAUGAAUGAGAAACUGCAGCAUUGUAUGGAUCUGACAGACUUGAUGCGCAAUCACCUGAAUGAAAAGCAUGCCCUGCGCUUGGAGUGGAUGAUAGUCAUACUUAUCACCAUAGAGGUCAUGUUUGAACUUGUCAGCAGAGUUUUCUGACCAAAGUGGAAGCUAAGGAUUUUGAAAAAUAUGACAGGAUUUUGAAGAUCAUAUUCAGAACUGAAAAUUCCUUUCCCCAUCUCCAGUGUCCAUAUAUUUCUGGAAAACUGCUGUACUCACUUUCUAAAUAUAAGCCUGAAAAUGUGCUUUUUCAAUAAAAAAAUUGAACUUGGUGAAUUUCAUGUUGUCACCUACUAAUAUUUCAUAGUAGCUAGGGUCAGGAGGGACCUGAACAGAUCAUCUAGCCUGACCCCCUGCCACAGGCAGGAAAGAAUUCUGGGUUCAUGAGACCCCAGACAGGUGAUUAUCU
Molecule: messenger RNA, 2327 nt
Organism: Alligator sinensis (Chinese alligator)
Lineage: Eukaryota; Metazoa; Chordata; Crocodylia; Alligatoridae
Gene: RMND1
Product: required for meiotic nuclear division 1 homolog
Exons: 12
Coding region: 227-2017 (596 amino acids)
Biological process (GO): positive regulation of mitochondrial translation
Source: RefSeq, a predicted model, not a curated record